AUGAGACACGGAAAGGCCUCUCCUGGAACUGCCUCAUCGGCGAUGAGGAAUGGUUCACCAGAAGGUAGCAGCAAGCCGCCGGCUGCUCACCGCGGUUUAUCAAAAAUCAAGCAUUCUCUGCUCCGGUCGCAUAGCUCGGGACACCUGAGAAACCUGUUCGGCGGGCAUCACAACACAGCUCCUCAUGAGGACUAUCGAAACCACACGACAGAGUCUAUGGCUUUUGUCCCUCCAGCACCGAAAGACGGAGGAAGCGGCAGCGAGUCCCGUCACGCUGCGCACGCUGCGGACAAAACGCCGUCUCCAACCUCACCGAAGAAAUCGUUUUUCGGCGGCCAUUUUUUCCAUCGAAACAACAGUUCGAAGUCGUUGAAUUUGGCCUCGCAGGCGUCAAAACACCAUGCGGGCACUAAGACCGACUCGAAGGCCGACUCUAAGGCCGAACCCCAUGGCCAUACGAGUCGCAAGGCACAGCCGCCAACCGGUUCAGGCUCGUCUAGCGGUGGCUCGAUGAAAACAUCGCCGUUACGAAGUGAAUUGGAGUCUGGCACCAAGGCUCAGCCGAUUGCUGCCCCUCGGGCCUCUCGCCCCCCGCGUCAGUUGGCACAUUCAGUUCCACAUGGACCUGCUCGCACGCAAGCUUUGAAUAGCAUGCAGUCUCGAUCCAUUCACCCUUCUUCCAACAACGUCGGCUACUUUGAUCUGCCAAUUACUACAUCACCUAGUCCUGGUUCGCCAAUUCAUUCGCCCGGGUUGUCUCAUUUACGCGAUAGAAACACAGCAAAGCGUAAUGCUUAUGCUGGAAGUAUCUCUUCAAAUACUUCCGCCAAAUCUUCAAGCAGUAUGAUGUCCUGUGGCAUGUUCAAGCCCGGUCCCUCGCAGCCGUUAAUUACUUCCUCGCCCACUUCCUCUCAAGACUGGCCCCAUUCGCCCGAGUACGACUUUUUCACGAAUGCCAUCAACGCUAGUUUCCGCGACAUGAGGGUUGCACCGGGCUCCCUACAGGGCUCCGAAUCCGAAAGCGACGCGAAGACAGACGCGAAAAGCAUCGCACGGUCGGCGGCGGACAACAAGAUGGAGGGUAGUGUGGCAGCUCCUGCGGCAGUUCGUUCCACCGGCGGACUGUCCACCGCCUCUGUUACAGACAGAUCGGAGGCUAGCUCGGUAGCUUCCUCUCGUGUCAACUCGCGCACACCUGUUCCUCGCAAGCUCCGUUCCUCCUCCAUCCCUCCCUACGCCCGCCAAAUCGUCCCUCGUCUCUCUACCAAGUACACCCUCCCCCUCGACAGCACCCAGAUCGGAAGCGGCGCAACAGCCGUCAUUAAAGUCGUUGCUCUCAAAUCCCCCAAGCCCGGCGAGGAGAAGCUUAAAUUUGCCGUCAAGGCGUAUCGCCGGAAGGGCGACGCAGAGAACGAACGACAGUACAUUGCCAAACUGACCUCAGAAUGGCUUGUGCAAUCACGGAUGGAGCAUCCCAACGUGAUCCGGGCAUACGACCUGUGCAUGGACUCUCACAUCUUCCCACUGUACAGCGACACCUGGUGCUCGGUUAUGGACUACUGUCCUCGGGGAGAUCUUCUCUCUUUCAUUGAAAAUAACAACUCCCGUCUAGAUCGUGCUGACAAGGAGUGUAUCUACAAACAGUUCCUUCGGGGACUGACAUACAUUCACUCUCAAGGUGUAGCUCACCGUGAUCUGAAGCCGGAAAACAUCCUCUUGACAACACAUGGCGCCAUCCGCAUUACAGACUUUGGUGCCUGCGAUGUGUGCUGUGAUCCGGGUGACGAAGAAAGCAUACGGACAGCAAAAAGUUCGGGUGUGUAUGGCAGUGAUCCAUAUAUGGCCCCCGAACUUCUUUCCGGAAAAGAGUACAAUCCUUUCCAAGCCGACAUAUGGUCUGCUGCCAUUGUCUUAUAUUCAAUCUUUUUCCGUACUCUUCCGUUUCGCAAACCCAUAAACUCGGACUUACGGUUUGCUGGAUACUUAAAGUCCUGGCGUGAAUACAACCUCAUCUGCGAUGUUCAAAACAUCCGCAUCUCAAAGUCCAUGCCGUACUUUAAACCUCUCCCGGAGUUGCCUGAGGAAUUGCAACGACUCUUUUUCUGCAUGGCGACUCCUGACCCUUCAAAACGUUUUACAGCCAGAGAGGCGCUUGAAACACCGUACGUGCAACGAAUUGAAUGCUGUUGCUACGAUGAAAAUGAGGUUACUCCAGACGCACCCGAGCCCUGCUUGGAGUACGCAGAACCACCGAUGAAGACGCUGAAGCGUCCACACCAUCAUUAA
Schizosaccharomyces japonicus yFS275 is the source of this 2286-nucleotide messenger RNA. Its product is annotated as HAL protein kinase. The record is from RefSeq and is a predicted model, not a curated record. The coding region runs from base 1 to 2286 and encodes 761 amino acids. NCBI's taxonomy places the organism in Eukaryota, Fungi, Ascomycota, Schizosaccharomycetes, Schizosaccharomycetales, Schizosaccharomycetaceae. The transcript has a single exon. Gene Ontology annotation, molecular function: ATP binding; kinase activity; nucleotide binding.